GUCGGCAACGAGGUGAUUGGGGAGUCCUCAUCCCGGGAUGCGGGACACCCAGACUCCGCUCCACCUCCGCGGGUGGUUGAGAUGGCUGAGGGAAGGCCGCGGGGCCCGGAUUUUCUUCCAUUCAUAUGUGAUGGUUGUUCAGGAAUAUUUUGCCUGGAACACAGAAGCAGAGAGUCACAUGGCUGUUCUGAGGUAACUAUAAUCAAUGAGAAAUUGGAGAUAGAUAAAUGUACACCUUAUCCAUGCUCAUUCAAGGACUGUGCUGAAAGAGAGCUUGUGCCAGUUAUAUGUCCUUAUUGUGAGAAGAAUUUUUGCCUGAGGCACCGUCAUCAGUCAGAUCAUGAAUGUGAAAAACUGGAAAUCCCUAAGCCUCGUAUGGCUGCCACUCAGAAACUUGUUAAAGACAUUAUUGAUUCCAAGACAGGACAAGCAGUGAGUAAACGACGGAAAGGUGCAAAAAAUAAUGAAACAGCUGCAAAGGUUGCAUUGCUGAAAUUAAAGAUGCGUGCUGAUGGGGAUAACUCAUUGCCACAGUCAGAAAGAAUUUACUUUCAGGUUUUCUUACCUAAGGGAAGCAAAGAAAAGAGCAAACCAAUGUUCUUUUGCCACCGAUGGAGCAUUGGAAAAGUCAUAGAUUUUGCAGCUUCUUUAGCCAGUCUUAAAAAUGACAAUAACAAAUCAAUGGCUAAGAAAUUAAGGUUAUGUCACGUUACUUCAGGAGAAGCCUUACCCUUGGAUCAUACUUUGGAAACAUGGAUUGCUAAGAAGGAUUGCCCUUUAUAUAAUGGUGGAAAUAUUAUCUUGGAAUAUCUUAAUGAUGAAGAACAGUUCUUAAAAAAUGUUGAAUCUUACUUGGAAUAGCCGCUCAAGGAUUCAAGCCAGAAAUCAUAAGAAAACUUCUGUGUACAUAGCUGUUACUCUCCUCCAUGCCAUCUUUACUCCAGGAUCCAUGCUGAAGGAGCAGCCCUUUUCCAAGGACAUGGCCGUUCUUUUGUCAGAGGAAGAAGGAGAUGGCAGACAUAGGGACUGAUUCUUAGAAGACACGCGUAUCACUUUUUUUUUUUUUUUUUUUAGCAAGUCACAUGGCCAAAAGUUCAUGGUGCCAGGAAGUAGAGUCUUACCUAUGUCACAAUUUGUGUAAAUUGAUGUGUGUAUGUGAAUCAUGGAAAUUUAAGAGAGAAUCUCAUUCAGUCUUCUAAGAUUUUGAAUGAAGAAUCUGAGGCCCAGGAAGGGAAAUGAAUUCUUGGUGUCCCCCAACUACUUUGAGGCAAAUACCUGACAAAGAGACCCCUCCAGUGGUGUUUACCUUUUUGUUUGUAUGAAUAUAUUACAAAUGAGAAUAAUGGAGUAGACCAACUUAAGUAUACUCUCUCUCUUCACACAAAAGCAAAAUGCAUGCCAAAAGUAAUUGCAUUUUACCAACAAAUUGAAAUUAAUGCUUCUGACUGAUGCAUUUUUUCUAUACCCAAAAAGUACUUUCUAUAGAAGAAACAAAUUAUUUUUAUUUGCUCUUUGUCUAAUUUCUAUUAUAAUUGUCUUGGAUGUGUAUAUAAUUGUCAUGGACAUGGUUUUAGGUUUUAUUAAAAGAACAAACUCAGAAUGCUCAUUUGGUCUAUUUCAUUCCUAAUUCUGCAUUCUUCAUAUUGUUUUCGUGUGGGGAGUGGUGAUAAUUUCAAACUUAUAUCAGGUGCUUAUACAUUCAUACAUUGACAUGGUUAUUUAAGUACCUACUAAAUACAAGGAUUUGUUUCAGAUUGCUAUAGAGGGCACAACAAGGAGAUAUAAGGAUGCAUAUAGCUGUAAUACAAAGCAAUGUGACAGAUGCCAAAUGAGUAAUAUAGAUAGCAAAUAAAGCCAUGUUCCACUUGCACUUCUAUCAGAAACUAAAACCGUUUCAUAAUACAUUAAAUCCUUAAGUAUGUUCCGAGAUACCAGAAAGUUUUAAUCCAAUCUCAUACCUUAGGAUCUAUCACAUAGUAAGUGAUCACCACAUCUCAUGAAUUGAACUAAAGCUAAAUGUUUUCCAGGAAAAAAAAAAAAAAAAACUGGUCAGGGGAGAAAAGGUAAG
Messenger RNA from Choloepus didactylus (southern two-toed sloth), 2068 nucleotides. RefSeq names its product zinc finger AN1-type containing 1 (gene ZFAND1). Lineage: Eukaryota; Metazoa; Chordata; Mammalia; Pilosa; Megalonychidae. Gene Ontology annotation, molecular function: zinc ion binding. Gene Ontology annotation, cellular component: cytoplasm; cytoplasmic stress granule. The record is from RefSeq and is a predicted model, not a curated record. Bases 82 to 861 code for a protein of 259 amino acids. The transcript is spliced from 9 exons. Gene Ontology annotation, biological process: cytoplasmic stress granule disassembly.